AUGGAGAGGUCUGUUAGAUCUGCAGUGGUUCUCCUGGCUAUCACCAUGCUCAUUUCGUUCGAUCCUACAGAAGCAUGGUACAAACAGUCAACCGGUCCAAGCUACUAUUCGGUGGGCAGAGCUUCAGGUUUGCUGUCUGGUAUCCGCAGAUCACCCUACGUUCGCAGGUCCGAGCCAGAGACACCACUGGACAGUGGGGAGUCCGCUGGAAACAAUGUGAUUCCCGACCUCAGCAGCCGACAAACUCCAGUUCUCAAAAAUAUGGCCAUAUGUGUGAAAGACAUUUCCCCCAAUCUGCAGAGUUGCGAGCUGGUGCAAGACGGCUCCAGUACGUUUCGAUGCAAAGCCGAUGUAUUCCUGUCACUCGACUCACUGGACUGCUUGACCGCUUGA
This is a messenger RNA of Chanos chanos (milkfish), 393 nucleotides long. RefSeq names its product neuropeptide B (gene npb). Gene Ontology annotation, molecular function: G protein-coupled receptor binding. Bases 1 to 393 code for a protein of 130 amino acids. The transcript has 2 exons. The record is from RefSeq and is a predicted model, not a curated record. Gene Ontology annotation, biological process: G protein-coupled receptor signaling pathway; feeding behavior. Lineage: Eukaryota; Metazoa; Chordata; Actinopteri; Gonorynchiformes; Chanidae.